CAUAAAUUUUUAUUUAUAGAAAAUGUAAAACAGAUUGAAUAAGGAAUUUUUAGAUUUAACAUAAAAUAGUCCACUUCACGGUGUUAAGAUUAGUUCAGAAGCUAAUAAUAGAUUAGUGUAUAAAAAUAUAUAUUGUAAAGAUGGACAGCAAUAGUUUCAGGACCAGAAGGUACAGCAUAUCAAGGAGGCAAUUUUAUGUUAAAAAUUACUUUUCCAGAAAACUAUCCCUUCAAAGCCCCAUAAUUUAUAUUUACAACUAAAAUUUUUCAUCCCAAUAUUACAGAAAAGGGAGAAUUCUGUGAAGAUAUGAUUGAAACUAAAGUAAAUUGUAAUAUAUAACAUUAGGAAUAAUGGCAACCAACCAAAACUGUUAAAUAAGUCUUAGAAAAAAUCUUAAACAUAAUGGGAUAAGUUAAUACCGAUUAAGCACUUAAUCAAAAAGCGAUGGAAUUAUAUAAAAAUGAUAAAACAAAAUUUGAACAAACAGUUAGAUCAGAAACAAAAUAAUAUGCUUAAUGAUUAGAAUAAGUAUAAUACAUAAAAAAUAUCUUGCA
This is a messenger RNA of Paramecium sonneborni, 554 nucleotides long. The record is from the annotation of a GenBank genome assembly. NCBI's taxonomy places the organism in Eukaryota, Ciliophora, Oligohymenophorea, Peniculida, Parameciidae.